GUUUCUUUGAAUUUUUAACACUUAAUAAUAAUAUGUAGAUAGUAUUAUAGCUGAUAGCGGAUACGUCAAGAUGGAAGGCGCCAAAAGCUGAGCCUUCGUCGUUUGUAAAAGCGGAGAAGCGGAGAGCGCGGUCUGUGCGAGCGCAGGCUCGGCGGCCACAGGCUGGAGGCGCUGCGCCGACAGUCGCGGCAGAUAGCCGCGCGCCGCGUCCGUCGCGUGCAGUUCACGGAGCGGACGCGGGAUGGCGCACACGGCGCCGACGGAGCCGAAAGCGGCGCCUCCGAGAUGUCCGGCGGCAGUGGCGGCGGCGGCUCCAGUGCUGACGGGCGGCGUCCCUCCACCUGCCGCGUGGACAUGGGCGCGCUGCUGGCGUCCGAGCCGCGCCCGCUCGACAGCAAGGUUAAGCGGCACAGCAUCCACGGGAUGACGGAAGAAGAAAAUGUGGUUCGACCACAUCAGGAGAUGGCCGUGCUGUCUUUGGAGGAGAAGAAGUACCUGCUGGGCGUGGAGCGAGGAGACGUGGCGGGGACGCGGCGCGUGCUGCAGCGGGCCCGCGACACCGGACACAUCAACGUCGACUGUGUGGACCCGCUCGGACGCAGCGCGCUGCUCAUGGCCAUUGACAACGAGAACCUCGAGAUGGUGGAGCUGCUCCUCGAGUUCGGCGUGGAGACCCGCGACGCACUGCUGCACGCCAUCUCCGAGGAGUUCGUCGAGGCCGUGGAGGCCCUGCUCGACCACGAGGAGCGGACCAGGAAGCCCGGCGAACCGAACAGUUGGGAGGCGCUUCCGCCGGAGACGGCCACGUUUACGUCUGACAUCACGCCGCUGAUCCUGGCGGCGCACCGGGACAGCUACGAGAUCAUCAAGCUGCUGCUGGACCGCGGCGCGCAGCUGCCCGAGCCGCACGACGUGCGCUGCGGCUGCGACGACUGCGUGCGCUCCCGGCGCGAGGACUCGCUGCGACACUCCCGCUCCAGGAUCAACGCGUACCGCGCGCUCGCCUCCCCUUCGCUCAUCGCCCUAUCCUCCAAGGACCCCAUUUUGACCGCUUUCGAGCUGUCGUGGGAGCUGCGCCGGUUGUCCGCAUUGGAACAUGAGUUCAAAACCGAAUACCAGGAGCUCCGCGUUCAGUGUCAAGAGUUCGCGACUGCACUGUUGGAUCACACGCGGACGUCUAAUGAACUUCAGAUCCUGCUGAAUCACGAGAAGGGUGCUUCACCUCAGGCACCGCUCACUGAACCAGGCGCUCCCGAGCGGAUGCGCUUGUCGCGGCUCAAGCUUGCCAUCAAGUUGCGACAAAAGAAGUUCGUGGCGCACCCGAACGUGCAGCAGCUGCUGGCGUCGAUCUGGUACGAGAGCGUGCCCGGGUUCCGCCGCAAGAACAUGCUGCUGCAGGCGGCGGAGAUGGUGCGCAUCGGCGCCAUGUUCCCGCUCUACUCGCUCGCCUACAUCGCGGCGCCGCACUCCGCCGUCGGACGCACGCUCAGGAAGCCCUUCAUCAAAUUCCUCUGCCACUCCGCCAGUUACUUUAUGUUUCUAUUUCUGUUGAUCCUGGCGUCGCAGCGCAUCGAGACGGCGCCGGGCGGGCUGCUGUGGGACGUCUCCCACGACGAGCCGCUCUCCCGGCGCGGCUCCAUGCCCUCCAUAGUCGAGUGGCUCAUACUCGCCUGGGUCAGCGGCUUAAUCUGGAGCGAAGUGAAGCAGCUGUGGGACAUGGGGCUGAGAGAGUACGUACAUGACAUGUGGAACGUCAUCGACUUCGUCACCAACUCGCUGUACGUGGCCACCGUGGCGCUCAGGAUCGUCUCGCACUACCAGGUUCGUCGCGAGAUGGCGAUGGGCCUGCAGUGGAACCAACCUCGCGAGAAGUGGGACGCUUGGGACCCGAUGCUGCUCUCCGAGGGGCUGUUCUCGGCCGCCAACAUCUUCAGCAGUCUCAAGUUGGUGUACAUCUUCAGCGUGAACCCUCACCUCGGUCCGUUGCAGGUGUCGCUGAGUCGGAUGGUGUUGGACAUCCUCAAGUUUUUUGUCUUGGACAUACUCGUCAUAUUUGCGUUCUCAUGCGGGCUAAACCAGUUGUUGUGGUACUACGCGGACAUGGAGAAGAAGCGCUGCACGGUGGGCACCGCGCUCACGCCCAACGGCACCCUGCCCGACCCGGACGCCUGUGUCGUCUGGAGACGGUUUGCUAAUUUGUUCGAGACAAUGCAGACGCUGUUCUGGGCUGCGUUCGGGCUGGUGGACUUGGAUUCGUUCGAGCUCGACGGGAUCAAGAUCUUCACGCGGUUCUGGGGGAUGCUCAUGUUCGGCACGUACGCCGUCAUCAACGUCAUCGUGCUGCUCAACUUGCUCAUCGCCAUGAUGAACCACUCCUAUCAGCUGAUAUCCGAGCGUGCAGAUGUGGAAUGGAAGUUCGCCCGCAGCAAGCUGUGGAUCAGCUACUUUGAGGAGGGUGGAACUGCGCCCCCGCCCUUCAACGUGCUGCCCUCGCCCAAGUCCCUGCUGUACGCCUGGCGGUGGCUGCAGCGCCGGCUCUGUGGGCACGCCCGCGCCAAGCGAGAACAUAUGCGGACUAUUAGGAGAAAGGUGAAGCAAGCCAAUGAGAGAGACUUUCGAUAUCAGGCUAUAAUGCGGAACCUGGUGCGUCGCUACGUGACGGUCCAGCAGCGGCGCGCGGAGAGCGGCGGCGUCACCGAGGACGACGUCAACGAGAUCAAGCAGGACGUCUCCGCCUUCCGCUGCGAGCUCGUCGAGAUCCUGCGCAACUCCGGGAUGAACACCUCCACAGCCAACGCGGGAGCUCCCGGCGGCGGAGGCGGCAAAAAGAAUCGUCAGAAGGAGCGACGCCUCAUGAAGGGAUUCAACAUAGCUCCGGGCGGGUCCCUGGCCCCCGUGGACGAGUUCAUGUCGCCCGUGUCCUGGCUGCAGCACGACCACGGCGUGCCGCACUACUCGCUGUCCACGCUGCUCGGGCCGCGCCUGCGAGCCUCCCAGUCCAGCCUCAGCGACGGACCCGGCGCCGGGAUGAGUGCGUCGCGUCGCAAGCCGCAGCACAAGCGUCGCUGGGGCACAAUAAUCGACGCCGCUCGGGCGGCCCGUGUGUCUCGACUCAUCGGCCGGUCGCGCUCUGAGGACUCUGUCUGCGAUCACGCGCGGCAGUCGCCAAGCGGUAGCGAGCCUUCGGAGUCGGGCAGCGACUCGCAGCGCAGUCCGGAGCGGACGGGAUCUCGGAGUGGACCCUUGCAUCCGUUGACGGCACUGGCGGCCCUCAAGCGGAAGCGAAAGAAAUUCUCGGAUUCCCGGCGGCCCGAAGCCACGGUCCGGCCCGUUCCGGCGCCUGAGAGUCUGCAGCGCGCCAGUUCGGUGCCGGCUCGCGUGCCCCCCGCCGCCCCGCCCCGCGCCCCUCCGCCGCCCGCCGUGUCGCCCUCCACCACCGCCGAGAGCGUGGCCGCGCGCGGAGGCAGCCGGGAGCCGCUGCUGGCCAGCCUCGACGACGAAGCGCACAAGCGGGACGGCUGCGGCCAGUGCGGGUACGAGUCGGGGCCGCAGGGCGGCGGGGAGGCGGGGGGCGGGGCGGGCGAGGCGGAGGGCGCGUGCGGGCGGUGCGCGGCGCUGGCGCGGCUGGCGGGCGUGACGCCGCUGGCGGGCCACGCGCCGCACCACUCCGCGGGCUGGCUCUAGCGGUCGCUUGUGGCGGAACCUUCGAGCCACCCGUUUGCGCGUUGGUCAAUGUCACUACGCCACUUUGCAUUUUAUGUGCGCGACGAGGUUACUGAAAUUUCGAAAACCUUAAAAUAAAUAGUAUAAUUAACAAUAUACCUAUGUCGAAUGGAACGAUAAUUUUAAGUCGUACUGCACAGCGUUUCUAAGAACGAUAAUUCUUAGUCGUGCUGCGAAACUUGCACCAGCAAGAUGAAGUCAGUCUAGCUAAACAAACUGUAAAAUAAUCGCAAAAUAUAAAUAUUUGAGUAACCUCGGCACCGGCACUUAGUAACGAAUAUUCCUGUAAAGCUCCACGAGCAGUUAGCCUGCACUCGCUAUAGCCUGUGUAGCUAAUUAUGACACAUGAUAUAAUAAAAUUAUACUAUUGUAGUUAAACUUAUACACAAAAAUAUAUUUAUCUACGUUAGGUAGUUCUUCCUGUGAAGUUUUAACGAAGACAUAUUUUAUUGAACACCAAUUAGUUAAGUAGAUACAAAUUGAAUUUUGAAUGUAGGUAGAUAUUAUAUACGUGUUAUUCAUAAGGGCUAUAAACUAUUACGUUUCAUGAAAAUAAAUAAUGUAUCGACGUGAGAGCGAGGUGUUGCCUCGAAAAUGAAGUAGGUACCUAUAGAAAGCGUGGCAGCGCCGCACCGCGCACUUUUGGACAAAUUUACUGUAACACCGAAUUAAACGCACUCCCGUACACACAAUGUUCCUUCACACGUUAAUCGAGCCCUAAAUGAAAUGUAGAACUAUUACUUAUUCGAAUACAUACUUCGUUUUCAAGGUAACAUCACGCUAAGUUUACGUUUAAGGGAUAAGAUAGAAAUGUAACUUGAUAAUGUGUUCCAUGAAAGUUUUCCAAUAAGUUACUAUGUCUGCGCGCACAUUUAUAGACUUAAGAGCUGAACACAGGGAUUUUGAUGAUGCGCUCUCCGUACAACGCGCAUUACCACGAUUGUAACAAUCCCAUUAUAAGAUACUUAGAAUAGAGGACAGGAGCGGGCUCUGUGAUACUUUAGCUCCCGAUGUCAUUGACACCAAUAUUGCGUCCAUCAACGUCAUCUGAUAUAAUGUUCCUCUGUCACCGAACCGAUCAGGGUAAGUUCAUCAAGAUUAUAUGCUACAUAUUUAAGUAUAGACGGGUGACAACCAUAGACAACGAAAUGCAUUUGUUCCUGCACUGAACUACUCCAGUACCCACGAGCUUGUCGCCUCCUACACAAGUCCGCACGGCGUAGCCACGUGUAGAUGCAAUGCUUUAACACUUCACACAAUAAGUAUACUUAAGCCGCAGGGAAUACAAUUUUGGACAUAUUUUCUUACUAUAAUUAUUUAAUAUAGUGAAUUAUUUAGGAAAUUAUGCUAGUGUUCAAAGGCGGAGUCGUGGGUUUUGUAGAGGGCGUUAUGAUAUAAUGAUCAUGUUAUGAUUGAUCAAAGUCGGGUUUUGGUCAGGUCUUUAUAGAGUAAAAUUCCUUCACACAGAGUGGGUACGGAAGGUUGAUUUUCGAAAUCUGAACCGCUGUUGGAACCGGUUCUUGCCAAACAAACAUUUGCACCUGUCAGGAGCUUUCAGGAGCUGGUAGCAGUUAGAUUGUUCUGUUUCUGCGACUGUCAAUUGUUUAAUGUUUAUUGAUGUAAUAUUUUGUACCAUUACGCCCUCCGUGAACUUAGACUCUGUAUUUGAACCUUGUCGGAACGAACGCAAUUGUACUUGACAGUAACUUAUUUGCUGUAGUAAAAAACCUCGAAGAUAAGUUUGAGGUUAAAAGGUAUUGCUGUAUUGCUUUAAUGUGAAACACAAAAAUAACACAAAUGGUGAUUUUAAGUCACUUCUCAGACGAUUGAAUACCUACUUAAAUUAAUUAAAAUUUUGAAUUGUAACUCCAUAUUAAAUUUAAUGGAUAACAUUAGCUGCAUGUUUUGUUAGGAAGUGUAAAGUACCUACGUUUCCACAAGACGGAGUUAAUUAGUAGAGAGGGUGGCGGGGCGACGGCUCGCUACACAUAUCGUUCUGUAUGUAACACACAUGUUUGUCGUUGUUUGUCUUCAGUCGAACAGCUUCCCGAGUGCACUAUGCUAUAUACCUAUCUGUACGCGGUAACAUGUGUUCGGCAUACGGAUCUCUAUAUUAUUAUCUGUAAUAGUUAUGAUUAGGUAGUGAAAAUCAAAUUCAUCUUUUAAUAACUAAUUUUUCGAGCGUUAUGUUCAUUUAAGAACUUCAAAGAGAUUUGAUAUUAUUGUUGGCAUUUGUAAUAGUGUUCAUAUUAGUGCAUGUGACGUAUAUCUAUCCUGUGACGUCAUCGAUGACAUCAAAAAAGAUGAACUCACAUGUCGCCAUCUGCAAUCUCUAUCGUAUUUUAAAACUUUUUCAUAAAUGCCGAAAACUACGAAAAGUUCCCGGAGUCGGGUUUACGACGCUUGAUGCAUGUAGUAUAAAAAACACCAGGAAUAUACAUUUCACACAUUAGAUAAGAUUAUAAUUGCUUUAAGAAAUUAUACGAAUGCAUAUAUUUGAAGUUGCACCGGAUCCGUCCUCGCAAAGGUCACUCAGUCCUGCUGCCGACCACGUCGCUCCGAUGGCGGCGCGUUGGUGGUUAUUGUCGUGGGGGAGGGGCAUAGCCUGUCCUAAUUUUAUCAGUUGAUCCCCAAUACAGCUGGAACAUAUAUCCUUGAUCGGAAAAAAACCGCCGGCUGUGCUACUACUGUUUACCACCACUGCAGUGUAAAGUAUUGUUUCAAUUUUAAGCUCUAUGGCUAAGACUGUCGGUGCAUUUGGCGAAGCUGUUCGUCCUUGUAAUAGUUGAAUAAUGAAUAGUUGUGCCCGGCGCUGGUCCGGGAGACACGAGGCCUUCAUUGUUUAGUUGUACGUCGCGACGGGCUCCGACCCGCUCACGAUUAUAUUUUGUAAAGAGUUGUUAUUUAUUUAUACAUUGUAUUUGUAUAUAACGGUGCGAAGUUUAAUAAAUUAAGCACUACUUAUUUGUUUGUUUUAUUUCAA
Molecule: messenger RNA, 6706 nt
Organism: Bombyx mandarina (wild silkworm)
Lineage: Eukaryota; Metazoa; Arthropoda; Insecta; Lepidoptera; Bombycidae
Product: transient receptor potential-gamma protein
Biological process (GO): regulation of cytosolic calcium ion concentration; calcium ion transmembrane transport
Cellular component (GO): cation channel complex; plasma membrane
Molecular function (GO): store-operated calcium channel activity; inositol 1,4,5 trisphosphate binding; protein binding
Source: RefSeq, a predicted model, not a curated record